Messenger RNA from Dimorphilus gyrociliatus, 3784 nucleotides. The record is from the annotation of a GenBank genome assembly. Lineage: Eukaryota; Metazoa; Annelida; Polychaeta; Dinophilidae.
UUUUAAUGAGUUAUUUCAAUAAUAUUGUUAUUCGUGUAUUAUUAUGUGUCAGAUUAUUUAUUAAAUUGAUAAAAUCUGUUAUUUAAAGUUUAAAAUUCCAAAUUUUCCCGCGAAAAAAAAUGCAAGUAUUAUAAUCUAUCGAAUUUGGUUCCAAAUUUCUUCUCCUCCAUGAAGCUUCAUGAUAUCUUCUCUGUACUUAAGAUUACGCGCAUAUGAAUAUUUAUUCAAUAUUGCUUGACUAAAUAUUACAAUCUGUGAUAUUCUGCAUUGCAUUAUCGCUUGCAUAGAAGCCCAGUAAGAUUACAUCUCUCUGAUACUCCUCUGAGUGAUAAUAUGGAUAGUUUCUUUGAUUGAAAAUUAAUUCUGAGAGAUGUACCCAAGAGUAACGUUGAAAUUUGAAAAAGUCGUCAAAUGCUUCUUUAUAGUAUUUGGAAUUAUCCUGUUAUUUAUUUUCUAUAUUGGAGUACCGAAAUCCGAUCCUAAACGAAAAGGGACAAGGAAUAAUUUACAGGCAAACAUAAAGAGUGAGAGGACUCAGUAUGCCUCACUUUCAGAUGUUGGUUUAUUUCUAAAAGUAUCGAUUAAAGUAUUCAAGUCUAACGGGAGUGUUACUAUUGUUUUCACAAAUACUGGGAUAAAGACGAUUUUCUUCGACGACGAUUGGUUUAUAGCUCUGAGUGUUACCAAUGGAAAAUAUAAUAAUUUCGAUAAGUUCCAUUGCAAAAGAGAAAAUAAUGUUCUUGAUGGAUUUUUCAUAACUAUAUGUCCUGAUGUACCUAUAUUAGAAGGCCAAUCAGUUAGCCUAUCCAUGCAGAAACGUUCAGUUAUUAGAAGCAAUUUCUUUCCUAACUGGUACGUUGCAGACUCCAAAUUGAAUUUCGUUUUACUAGAAAGUACUAAAGACGAAGAUUGCAAUUUUGUCCAUUUUAUGGAUGAUGUAGACGAACGGGAAGAGCGAAGGGGCUUUGAAAGUUUAUCAGCAGAAGGUUCAACACUUGACGAAGAUGUUUCAUUAAAAAUUUUACCAAAACCAUUGAAACUUCGCAAAUUAAGUAAUGACGUUGUAAGAUUAAAUCACGAUGAUUUUAGAAUUGUUAUUUCGAAUGGUCUAAAUUUAGAAGCAUUCUACUUAUCAGAUCGUACAGGAAUUCCGUUAUUUAAUCACGAAACAGACGUACCUAGUUCAAUGAAACAGAUAGAGUUAAAGCUGUUAGAUAAAUUAGAUAUAGAUUGUAAAGAAUGCUCAGUCAGAAACGGUGGUUAUAAGAUUAGAGUCAUUCCAGAAAAUGAAAUAAUUAUCAUUGAAGCUGUAACAAGAGAAGGUAUUAUGAGUGGUAUUCAAAGUUUUAUAAGUAUUAAUAAUGAGGGUCAAGUUCCCCAUGUCUUAAUUAUUGAUGCCCCAAGAUACGAUUAUCGUGGUAUUCACGUUGAUACUGCCAGAAAUUUUGUCGAUAAAGAAGAAAUAUUUAAAAUAUUAGAGAUUAUGGCUCUCUACAAAAUGAAUAAGUUCAUAUUUCAACUCGCCGACGACGAAGCAUGGCGUCUAGAAGUACCUUCGAUUCCCGAACUCACCGAUUACGGGUCUAAAAGGAGUUUUUGUAAUACGAAAGAAUGCGAGUUUAUGCUUCCCUAUUUGGGUUCUGAUCCUACUGAUGAGGCGAGAAAAUUGUACAAUGUAGCUGAUUAUAAAGAGAUAUUGAAAAAAGCGGAAUCUUUUAGUAUUGAAGUAAUUCCGCUUAUUGAUUUACCUGGUCAUUCCAAAGCUGCUAUAAAAGCAGUUAAAAAAAGAAACGAUAUUAGAUUAGACGAUGAUGAUGACGCCUCUUCUUACAAUUCCAUUCAAGGCUAUUCGAAUAACGUUAUUAAUUCGUGCUUGAAUAGUACCUGGAAUUUUUAUUCCAUCAUUUUAAGUACUCUUACGAACUUGCAUGAGGAAAUUCAACCUCUAAAAAGAUUUCAUAUUGGAGCUGAUGAAGUACCAAGAGAAGCCUGCUCUCUGAGUCCAGCAUGUAAGAAAAUCGGAGUUAAAAGUUGCCAUAAUUAUGGCGUACAAAAAAUCAUUAAACUUGCGAAAAAGCAUAAUAUUAAAGUUCAAGCUUGGGCCGAUGCAGUUUUAGCUAUAAGUUCUAAAACUGUUACGAAAAUUCCACAGAGUGUUAAGGAUAAUUUAUUACUUAAUCUAUGGAGACCGGAGUCCCAUAGAGCACCGUUACUUUUAUCUAAAGGGUUUAAUCUUAUUGUAUCGAAUGCAGAUUAUUAUUAUUUAGAUCAACCCGAUACACCCUAUGGAGAUUCUUGGGGUUUAAAUUGGGCUGCUAAAUAUAUUGAUAUGAAAAAAAUCUUUAGGUCUUCUCCAGCCAAAUUAGCAACUUGUAAGAACUGUUCGAUAAAUUCUGGUAAAAUAGCUGGUAUUCAGGGCAGCGUUUGGACAGAAACAAUACGAACUAGUCAUAGACUAGAUGAAAUGAUUUUCCCUCGUCUUUUAGCAAUUGCUGAAAGAGGAUGGUCUAAACCAUUAUUUGAAGACUCACCAGCAGAAUUUAAUAAAGAAUGGAAUGAAUUUCGUAAUAUUGUUAGUAGAAAUGAGCUUCCACGCCUAGAAGAAUUAGGUGUUGAAUACUCUCUUCCAAGACCCUACGUUGGGAUUAAGAAUGGGUUAGUGGAAGCCUAUACUGAAUAUCCAACAUUGCCCAUAGUUUAUACAACGGAUAAAAUUCAAUACAAAUUAUUCAUUCAAAAAUCUCGAUUAGAAGAUGGAAUUUACUAUUUUUCUUCAAGAACAUUUAACGUAAACGAGAGGAAAAGAAGAUAUAGCCUUCCAAGACGAGUGCAUAUAUCAAGAGGUUCAAUAACCUACUAACAUUUCUCUGGUAUCUAAAUAUUAACAGAGCUGAACAAAGUCUUCUAGCAGUAGAAAUCCAACUAGUACAUUUUGCGUGUCCUCUUUUUAAGUCACUUUUACCAUUAUUUGAAGUCUUGAUUUCUUGUACUAUUAGUAAUUGUAGAAAAUUACCAAAAAGUUAAUUUUUUUAUAAAUGGUUGCUAUGGGACGUAGGCAAUUUGUAUUUUAGGAAAGACAAGAGAGUAUAGUCAUAUGAUAGACCAAAGAAAAUAGCCUAGAGGCUAAAGACAAUGUGAUUACGAGAUCGAAAAGAAAUCGUUAUAGGCAAGAAGAUCUUUGAUACAACUGAUAUACAUAAAAACUUCAAAUAGAGGGAGCGGGAAGGGAUGAUAAAGAUUAAUUGAAAAGGUGAUUGUAUCUUCCAACAGAAAAUUUAUAAAUGAACAGGGAUUUAUUGUAGGAAUCGGACGAUGCAAUAAUGUUAAAGUGGUCAAUUUGAAAUUGGAAAUUCAAUUAAUAGGGUAGAAUUUAUGAAACAAGAAAUAAUUAUUUUUUAAAUAAUGAUAAAUAUUUUUUUAAAAAGAGGAUAAUAGCUAUGUCUCUAUGCUCUAGUCCUUCAACUAUUACAGAUAUUCUUAUCUAGAAAGAAACUGCACUGUUAAUUUUUACUUUUCUUUGAUGUAAGUUUUUUCAAAAUUAUUCUUUCGUUUCAAACUAGACUUUUCUAACUUACCAUCUCCCAAAUCCGCCCUCUCUUCCACUCCUCCUCCUCCUCCUCCUCCUCUUCUCCUAUUUGCUAUAUCUACGUAUCUGUCAGAUAUUUAUUUUGAUAGACAGGAAAUUAACGUAAAAAUGCAUUUGAUUUUUUAACUUAACGACGUUGUUUGUAUUUCGAGAAGUGUUCUUUUUGUUUAAAAAUAUAAUCUACUUUUUAAAAAGAAA